Messenger RNA from Pyricularia pennisetigena, 1260 nucleotides. RefSeq lists its product as uncharacterized. NCBI's taxonomy places the organism in Eukaryota, Fungi, Ascomycota, Sordariomycetes, Magnaporthales, Pyriculariaceae. Bases 1 to 1260 code for a protein of 419 amino acids. The record is from RefSeq and is a predicted model, not a curated record. Gene Ontology annotation, molecular function: calmodulin binding; calcium/calmodulin-dependent protein kinase activity; ATP binding. The transcript has 2 exons. Gene Ontology annotation, biological process: cellular response to oxidative stress; protein phosphorylation.
AUGGCCACCCCUCAGACGACCCAAGGUCAAAUACAACCUUGUAGAUACAAAGUUGGAAAAACGCUGGGCGCAGGUUCAUACUCAGUUGUGAAAGAGUGUGUGCAUAUAGACACGGGGCGAUACUAUGCAGCCAAAGUCAUUAACAAACGAUUGAUGGCAGGACGUGAGCACAUGGUUCGCAAUGAAAUCGCUGUUCUCAAGAAGGUGUCCAUGGGCCACCAAAACAUCCUCACGCUAGUGGAUUAUUUCGAGACCAUGAACAAUCUCUACCUCGUGACGGACCUUGCUCUCGGCGGCGAGCUUUUCGACAGGAUCUGCCGAAAAGGUUCCUAUUAUGAAUCAGACGCGGUGGACCUGAUACGCGCGACACUUUCUGCCGUCGCAUAUCUGCAUGACCACGGCAUCGUCCACCGCGAUCUCAAGCCGGAAAACCUGCUGUUCCGGACGCCCGAGGACAACGCAGACCUUCUAAUCGCCGAUUUUGGUCUCUCGCGUAUCAUGGACGAGGAGCAGUUCCACGUGCUGACGACAACGUGCGGCACUCCCGGCUACAUGGCACCUGAGAUCUUUAAAAAGACAGGACACGGUAAACCCGUAGACAUCUGGGCCCUCGGCGUCAUUACAUACUUCCUCCUCUGCGGCUAUACCCCAUUCGAUCGCGACAGCGAUUUGGAGGAGAUGCAGGCAAUCCUCAACGCCGACUACAGCUUCACUCCGAUCGAGUUCUGGCGCGGCGUCUCUGACUCGGCCAAGGACUUCAUUAGGCGCUGCCUGACCAUUGAUCCCACCAAACGCAUGUCGGCGCAUGAGGCGCUCCAACACCCGUUCGUGGCCGGAUAUCUGGCAGAUAAGGGCGCCAACCUACUACCGACUGUCAAGAAGAAUUUCAACGCGCGCAGAACGCUGCACGCCGCUAUCGAUACGGUGCGGGCCAUCAACAAACUCCGCGAAGGCCAGGGUCUCAAUGGACAGCGGUUAAUGGCCGGGGUUAAGUCGCGCGAGCCCAACAAGGCGGGGGCUGCUGUUACUGCCGCUACUGAUAUCCCGACGUCAGCGGGUGAGGCGGGUGCCGUAGGUGCUGUGACGCACAAAGACUCCGGAUACGGGAGCACCAGGCCAGACGGGGACGGCAGCGGGGACGUUGCCAUGGAUGAGGCACCACCGGUAUCUCACCCGGCUUCACUCAGGCCGGGGGUAGAUGCGAACAAGGUUGUGGAAACGUCCAAGGGCCUCUGGACCGGCAUUGGAAGCCGGGGAUGA